Molecule: messenger RNA, 1044 nt
Organism: Gracilinanus agilis (Agile Gracile Mouse Opossum)
Lineage: Eukaryota; Metazoa; Chordata; Mammalia; Didelphimorphia; Didelphidae
Product: probable E3 ubiquitin-protein ligase TRIML1
Exons: 1
Coding region: 1-1044 (347 amino acids)
Molecular function (GO): protein binding
Source: RefSeq, a predicted model, not a curated record
AUGGCUACUGAGAAUACCCUGAAUGCACUAGAAGAGAUGUUAAAUAAUAUAUCGGAAAAAAUAAUUGAGACUGAAAUUAUCUUGGAACAGGAGAAAAAUAAAUAUAAAGAGCAAAAGGCAAAUAUACAGAUGAUGAAAGAGGCUGUUUUUUCAAACUAUAGUCGAAUGUAUGAAUUUUUGAGGAGAGAAGAAGAGCAGCACCUAUCUAGACUGGAUAAGAAAGAACAAAAGAACUUGUCAAAAUUUAAGGAGAAUGAGUGGAAGCUGUCUGAACAAGUUCAAGACCUACAAAUGAUGGCCAUAAAACUAGACAUUGAUAAAGUUGAGAAACUAGAUUUUAACACGAUCCAGGAUGCAAAAGACAUAUUGAAUAAGAGUGAAGCUCUAUUACUUCAGUAUCCCAAACCUAAUUUACCCAAAUGGACAAUGUGCCACAUCACUGGCCUGAGGGAAAUGAUGAUGACCUUCCAGAGGGGCAUAAAGCUGGAUCCUGAAACGGUCAAUCCCCAUCUCAUUGUGUCUUCUGAACUGAAGAGCGUAAAGCACUCUUUGGUCCCCCAGGAUGUACCUGACAACCCGGAGAGAUUUGACUUUUCUGCCACUGUGUUGAGCAUUCAAAGUUUCACUUCAGGUAUACACUACUGGGAAGUGGAGACAGGAGACAUGAUCGAGUGGGAAGUGGGGAUCUGUAAAAGCUCUAUUAACAGGAAAGGGUACCCUCCAUUGAUACCUGGAGAAGUAAUUGGCCUGAAGGCCUUCAAAGAAAGAGAGAAAUUCUGCCUCUCAGUCACACACAUUGAGGAUAACUUUCAUAUAAAGAAACCCAUACAAAGGAUUGGUGUUUUCCUGGAUUACGAAAGUGGACAUAUAGCAUUUUACAAUGUUACAGAUGGAUUACUUAUCUAUAGCAUGUCAGCUAUUGCCUUCAAAGGACCCUUUAGGUCUUUCUUCUCUCCUUCCUUUCAAAAUAAAGGUUGCCCCUCCAGAUCUCUUGUCAUUUGCCCCAUGGAUAACCAACCAUUUCUUGGAAAUUCAUUUACUUAA